AUGCAUGAUGUAAAGGUUAAAAAUAUGGCAAAAGCUCCCGCUGUAGGUAUUGAUUUGGGUACCACCUACUCGUGUGUGGGUGUAUUCCAGCACGGUAAAGUGGAAAUCAUCGCCAAUGACCAGGGCAACAGGACCACUCCCUCAUAUGUCGCGUUCACCGACACUGAGCGUCUCAUCGGAGAUGCCGCUAAAAACCAGGUGGCGAUGAACCCUAACAACACUAUUUUCGAUGCCAAACGACUUAUUGGUCGCAAGUUCGAGGAUGCUACUGUACAAGCCGACAUGAAACAUUGGCCAUUUGAAGUGGUCAGUGAUGGAGGCAAACCAAAGAUUAAGGUAGCAUACAAAGGUGAAGACAAAACCUUCUUCCCCGAGGAAGUAAGCUCAAUGGUGCUUACAAAGAUGAAGGAAACAGCCGAGGCAUACCUCGGCAAAACGGUGCAAAACGCAGUCAUCACGGUUCCAGCGUACUUCAACGACUCACAAAGGCAGGCCACAAAGGAUGCAGGUACCAUCUCUGGCCUUAACGUUCUCCGAAUCAUCAAUGAACCCACUGCUGCUGCGAUUGCGUAUGGUCUUGACAAAAAAGGAAGUGGAGAACGUAAUGUCCUUAUUUUCGAUCUCGGUGGUGGUACUUUCGAUGUGUCAAUCCUGACCAUCGAGGAUGGUAUCUUCGAGGUUAAAUCCACCGCCGGUGACACGCACUUGGGAGGCGAGGACUUCGACAACCGCAUGGUGAACCACUUCGUCCAGGAAUUCAAGAGGAAGUACAAGAAGGACCUCACUACCAACAAGAGAGCGCUCCGUAGGUUAAGAACCGCCUGCGAGAGGGCGAAGAGGACCCUUUCUUCCUCUACCCAGGCGAGCAUUGAAAUCGAUUCUCUCUUCGAGGGUAUCGAUUUCUACACAUCCAUCACCAGGGCUCGUUUCGAGGAACUGAACGCCGAUCUCUUCAGGUCCACCAUGGAACCCGUCGAGAAGUCACUCCGCGAUGCUAAAAUGGACAAAUCUCAAAUCCAUGAUAUCGUACUCGUCGGCGGUUCCACCCGUAUUCCCAAGGUGCAGAAGCUCCUUCAAGACUUCUUUAACGGCAAGGAGCUGAACAAAUCCAUCAACCCCGACGAGGCCGUCGCAUACGGAGCCGCGGUGCAAGCUGCCAUCCUGCACGGCGACAAGUCCGAGGAGGUGCAAGAUCUGCUGCUGCUCGACGUGACCCCACUGUCGCUCGGUAUCGAGACCGCCGGCGGAGUGAUGACCACGCUCAUCAAGCGCAACACCACCAUUCCCACCAAGCAGACCCAAACCUUCACCACCUAUUCGGACAACCAGCCUGGAGUACUCAUCCAGGUGUACGAAGGCGAGCGCGCCAUGACCAAGGACAACAAUCUCCUCGGCAAAUUUGAGUUGACUGGCAUCCCUCCCGCGCCUCGUGGCGUUCCCCAAAUCGAGGUCACCUUCGAUAUCGACGCUAACGGCAUCCUCAACGUGUCCGCUGUCGAAAAGUCUACCAACAAGGAGAACAAGAUCACCAUCACCAACGACAAGGGCCGUCUCUCGAAGGAGGAGAUCGAGCGCAUGGUCAACGAGGCGGAGAAGUACAGGAACGAAGACGAGAAGCAAAAGGAAACCAUCCAGGCCAAGAACGCCCUGGAAUCCUACUGCUUCAACAUGAAGUCCACCAUGGAAGAUGAGAAGCUCAAGGAGAAGAUCUCGGACUCUGACAAGCAGAUCAUCCUGGACAAGUGCAAUGACACCAUCAAGUGGCUCGACUCUAACCAGCUUGCUGAUAAGGAAGAGUAUGAGCACAAGCAGAAGGAGUUGGAAGGUAUCUGCAACCCGAUCAUCACGAAGAUGUACCAGGGUGCGGGCGGAGCCCCCGGCGGCAUGCCUGGUGGUAUGCCCGGCGGUAUGCCAGGCUUCCCAGGCGGAGCACCCGGCGCUGGCGGCGCAGCCCCCGGUGGCGGCGCCGGACCCACCAUCGAGGAGGUUGAU
Brenthis ino (lesser marbled fritillary) is the source of this 1992-nucleotide messenger RNA. NCBI's taxonomy places the organism in Eukaryota, Metazoa, Arthropoda, Insecta, Lepidoptera, Nymphalidae. The record is from the annotation of a GenBank genome assembly.